CGGGUCGCGGCCCGGCCCGGGCCCUGCGCCGACCCCGCCAUCGCCGCCCGGGCGCGGGGGCUGCUCCUGGGCCCGGCGGGGCUGCCGGGGCACAGCGGGGCCCUGGACGUGCGCGCCGUGGCCGAGCGGUGCCGGCGGGCGCGGGGCGAUCGCGCCCUGCGCGACCUGGUGAAGGCGCUGGAGCUGCUGGAGCUGCUCUGCCUCAACCUGCUGCUGUGCCCCUGGCGCAGGGAGAUCCGCUCGCUCAAGACAUUCACUGGUAACUUUGUCUACUAUAUCCAGUCAGUGCUCCCAGAUGACAUCGUCAAAGCAGUCCUGGAGAAAAUAGGGUACGUUGCAACAACAGCAACAGAGUUUUCACUUGUCAAAAAGAGAAACAAUGAGGAAACAAAGCAAACUGCAUUUGAAAUAUUCCUGGCAAGGAUCGAGUGUGAAACCAUCCUGGAAAUGACAAGUGAAGGAAAACGUGGUGUUUUGGAGGAGCCCCUCCAGCAGAGAACACAAACCCAGCGGCACCAAGGAGAGCAGGACAGAGAUCACCCACCCCAGAGAGGAGAUAUGGAAAAUCCAGAAAAGGAAGAAAGCAGUGAGACAUCUUUGUGCCUUGCUCCCCAGCAGAACUGCUCAGCUCCCUGCCCUCUGUCCUUUGAAGCUGCUGGGAAUGUGGAGAGCAAGGAUAAGUUGGCUGAGGCAGCAGCUGCUCCAUCCACCUCCAUCCCUCCGGAACUCCACAGGCGAGGCGUCGGCUCCGCGCGGCUGCCGGGGCAGUGCUCGGACAGCGAGGACUUCCUGGUCAAGUACAGUGACAUUGUCAUAGGACAAACACCUAUCUUCAGUGAGAAUCGUUCUCCAAAGGCUUUUGAGACCGAGCCCAGAGCCAGUGGGAGUGAGGAAUGUGCCUUGGCUGCAGAGCCCCGGGGGGCUGAGCUGGGGCCUGUGCCGCUGUCCCCAGGAGCCAGCGGCCCCCCAGCCUUUGCCAUGUUUGCUGACAGCCCCUGUGACAGCUCAGCCCCCGGGGAGUUCAGAGCUCCACAACUGCCCCAAGAAUCCAUUGAAGCAGAAAUCAAGGAUGCCAUGAACUGCAUAGACCCAGACCCUGCCGAUGGACCCGCUGAGCUGAAGUCUCUGCCCUACACAGACUUUGCCUCUGCCCAGACUGUCCCCAGGGAGGAGGAGGUUUGUGAUCUGUCCUUAACUUUCACAAAACUACAGAUCAAGGACACUCAGGAAGAUCUGAUGUACCCAGUGGAGGAAACUGGCCAACCUGCAGCAGCAGCAUGUGCCAGUGACAGGCACAGAAGAGAAUUCAAUCACUCCAAAAUCAAACAUACAUAUCUGGUUGAUGCUGAGCCAUUCUCAGACCUGUGCUGUACUGCUGGGAACACGGAGCAUUCCACCACUGGUUCUGAUGGCAAGAGACUGUUCAUGGAUACUGGUAACACACACACAGCCUCUGAGGGCUUCAGGCACAUCAGAGAGCCCCCCAACCUCACCUACAUCCCACCACAGAGUAUCGAUGUUGGGCCUUCACACCCAAGAAGGACCAGCACACAGGACAGAAGGACCCUCCUGCAGCCUGAACCUGAAUCCAGUGAAGUAACUCUGGAGAACUGGAAUUCAGAACUGAGUGAAAACCAGGAGCCUUAUGUCAUUAUUGACAGGACCGACCAAGGAAUGUUAUGCCAUCACAUUUGAGUCUACCAGUGCUUUAUCUCUAAUCUGCCUGGGGUUUUUGCCUCUCACUUGUGGCCUUGAUCAUCUUUUCAAGGAGAUGAUUCGUUUUGUCAAAACAGUUUAAAAAAAACCAAAACCACAUCACUGCUUUUGGACAGUAAAAAACAGGA
This is a messenger RNA of Neopelma chrysocephalum (saffron-crested tyrant-manakin), 1844 nucleotides long. RefSeq lists its product as uncharacterized. Lineage: Eukaryota; Metazoa; Chordata; Aves; Passeriformes; Pipridae. Gene Ontology annotation, cellular component: cytoplasm. The record is from RefSeq and is a predicted model, not a curated record. The annotation marks the transcript as partial. The transcript is spliced from 2 exons.